AUGCAGCCGACCAUGCGAAUACCGCUGCGCCUGGCGCCCCGUCUUAUGAACAGCACGGCGCUGCCCGUCAGUGCCAUGCACUCCUCUGCUCUCAAGGCCGCCAACGUCGCCCCCGUCGUCGGCACCGGUCCGCCCCCCGAGGCUCCCAUCCAGCGCACCGUCAACGACGAGCGAGUCGACCGCCGCCGGAGGCAGGCCGAGAUGCUGCGGACGGCCAAGACGAUCCGCAGCGCCAAGGACGGCAAGACCUCGUCCUCCUCCAAGGACGGCUCGUUCAUGAAGCGCCGCUUCUGGAAGGACGUCACCGUCAAGGAGGUCGACGGCGCGCUGCAGGUGCUCCUCGACGCGCGCCCGCUGCGGCAUCCCAACACAAAGGCGAUUGUGCGCGUGCCGCUCGACAAGCCGACGCUCGCGACGGCCCUCGCCAUCGAGUGGGAUCUGCUCACCAGCGCGCAGCAGGCCACCAAGCAGCACCUCAUCCCGCUUACGAGCCUCGUCUGCCGCGCCGCCGACAUUGCCGCCGCCGACGCCGCCGCCGACGACCAGAUCCGCGUGGCCAUUGCCGAGUCGGUGCUGCGCUACCUCGACACCGACUCGCUGCUGUGCUGGGCGCCGCCCGCGGGCGAGUACGACCAGCGCAACGCCGCCGGCGAGUCCCUCCGCGACGUGCAAAAGCGCACCGCCGAGGAGACGGUGGGCUUCCUGACGACGCACGUCUGGCCGGGCAUCACCAUCAAGCCCGUGCUCGACGGCGACUCCAUCUUCCCUGCCGAGCAGGACGAGGGCGUGCGCGAAGUGGUCCAGAGCUGGAUUAUGGGCCUCUCGGCCUGGGAAAUUGCCGGCCUCGAGAGGGCGGUGCUGGCGGGCAAGAGUCUCAUCGCGGCCUCCCGCUUCAUUGCCGAGUGGAGCGUCGGCCCUGCGGGUGUGUCGAACGCUCAGCCUCGCGAGACCAGGUUUGGCGCCGAGGAAGCGGCUCGCGCCACGAGCCUGGAGGUGGACUGGCAGACGGGCUACUGGGGCGAGGUGGAAGAUACCCACGAUGUGAACAAGGAGGAUGUCCGUCGCCAGCUCGGCAGCGUCGUUUUGCUCGUCACUGGCACAAGCAAAUCGUCGUAA
This is a messenger RNA of Akanthomyces muscarius, 1116 nucleotides long. RefSeq lists its product as uncharacterized. Gene Ontology annotation, biological process: mitochondrial proton-transporting ATP synthase complex assembly. Lineage: Eukaryota; Fungi; Ascomycota; Sordariomycetes; Hypocreales; Cordycipitaceae. The coding region runs from base 1 to 1116 and encodes 371 amino acids. Gene Ontology annotation, cellular component: mitochondrion. The transcript has a single exon. The record is from RefSeq and is a predicted model, not a curated record.